AGUUCGUUUUCGUCUUUCGUUCACCGAGCCUAUUUGAGUUUCAAGAGUUUUUAUUUCAACGAAAAUGUGUGACAACAAAGAUCCAUUAACCAGUGGAAGUGUUGAGAAGGGAGAGGAGCAAUUCAAUGACGAAAAAAGAGGUAUUUUUACAAAUGCCUUACGUCAUGCAUUCUCAAUUUAUGAAAGCAGAUCUCUCAUUUCCGAGAAUCCUCCUGCGUCAGCAAACGCUGACGCCAUAGCGAUCGGCGAGUGUAUCGCGAACGAAACGAUUCGAAUUUUACAAGAGUACGUUAUCGUUCACGAUGAAGAUCUCAUAUCGUAUCAUGAGCCUAAUAAAGAUAAAGCAUAUAAAGCAUGUACUUUCGACAAGGAUGAAAUAGAUCCCUUCUUUAAUCUUGCGGAUUACCAAGCGACUUUACAGGAUUAUGUUCCGUUAGACUACAAAAAAGAAGCCGUUACUUACGCCAAGAUCCAUCCUAAUUAUUCAUUACAAGUCCUUCAAGCAAGUGGUUUUUCACGGCUAGAGACAAAAGAUGAUUUGAAAGAAUGGGCUGACGACAUCGAAAAAGGAGGAACCAGGUUGGAUAAAUUAUUACAGAUUGACUCCAAGACAAUCAAAAAGUUUGAGGAAUCUCGAUCGAUCUAUGAGCAAGUGACAACGCGGACACUCCAGCUAUGGGCGACGGCUAUCGCUUUUCCGUUAUUAUCGGAAAAUUUUUCUUUCGUUGCGAGUACGAAGUGGGUGAAGUAUUUUAAAAGGAAACAUGGAAUUCGCCAGAGGAAAAUCACGAAAUUUCUCAGUAAAAAUGAGGUGGCAACCUUUGAAGAAACCGUAAAAGCAGCAGGGCGACUUCAGACACAAGUGACUUCGGUAAUAGGAAAUUGAAUCCCAAAAUUUAUUGUACAUACCGAUCAAACGGGAUGUACAUAUAAGUCAAUGUAUAAUCGCUCAUUGGAAUUUAAGAGGGUCCUCGUUUUGACGCCCUGAUUUUUGAGCAUAUUUUGGGAUUUUUUUGUAAAGACCAAUGAAGAGAUAGAACUUUGAACUUUUUAUCAUUUAUUUAUACAUAUUUCAAGAG
Neodiprion fabricii is the source of this 1079-nucleotide messenger RNA. RefSeq lists its product as uncharacterized. The record is from RefSeq and is a predicted model, not a curated record. Lineage: Eukaryota; Metazoa; Arthropoda; Insecta; Hymenoptera; Diprionidae. The transcript has 2 exons. Bases 65 to 886 code for a protein of 273 amino acids.